Messenger RNA from Cryptococcus amylolentus CBS 6039, 1055 nucleotides. RefSeq lists its product as hypothetical. Lineage: Eukaryota; Fungi; Basidiomycota; Tremellomycetes; Tremellales; Cryptococcaceae. The transcript has 5 exons. The record is from RefSeq and is a predicted model, not a curated record. Bases 76 to 852 code for a protein of 258 amino acids.
AGAGCCAAUCUUGCAUCAACAUUCCUAUCUAUCACCUCCAACACACACAAUUCAGCCCAGAUAACACCCCCAGCCAUGUCCGCCCCCGAGUCCGUUGUCCCCACCACUAUCGCCAGUGACAUCCCCAAGCCUGUCACUCCCGCCGAGGAGGUCAGCCAGCCCCCAUCCAAGGCCCUCGACUCCAUCGCCGAGUCCAGUCUGCUUGACAAGGCUCGUGAUGUCGCCAAGCCCGCGUAUGAUCAGUACCUCGAAAAGGCGGAGCCGUAUGUGAACAAGGUCUCGGAGACCGCAAAGCCUUAUGCCGACAAGGCGCAGGCCAGGCUCGAAAAGAUUCUCGACAAGAUUGAGGGUAACGAUCCGUCAACGACUUCUACACCCACUUCUGCCGGUACCUUGGACAAGUCUAUUGACAAUGCCGCUGCUACCACUACCGGAGCCGCUGAAAAUACCGCUGCUGUUGCCGCCGACACUGGGGACAAGGCCAAGCAGUACCUUGCCCAGGGACUGAGCGCUGUCCAGAGCACUUUUUCUCAACUCACCAACACCAUUGAGCAGAAGACGACCACCGAGUCUCAUCCCGGUUUCAUCACUCAGGUGACCAACGCCGUCAACAAGGGUAUCGACCGUGUUGAGGGCUAUCUGAAUGAACCCACCGACGUUUCUCUGGCUUCCCAGAAUGCUGCUCCUACAUCAGGAUCUGCUGCUGUGGCUGCCGCUGCCGGCGUCCCUGCUACUGGCGCCACACCUGCCAUCCCAGUUGCCGCUAUCCCAGUCGUCGCCUCAGAACCCGUUGCCUCAGAACCGGUUGUCUCUACCACUACCAACACUGUUCCCCAUACUUCGACCGCCUAGAGCUAUCUGUGCCACAUAGAUUUGGAUAAGUAAACGAGUAAUACGCUUUUUCAUGUGUUUUCUUCUUCUGGUGUAGAAGGGUCGUCUUGGGCUCUGGACGCGUCGCGGUAGACGCAAUCGUUUGUGAUCAUCUUUCGUUUUUCGCUUUUUUUUUCAGAAGGAUUUAUGCCAAAAAGAUGUAUGCAAUUGCUUUGCCCUAUGUG